CAAAAGGUAAACAAUAAACGUUGUGAAAUGUGUCAAAAAUAAAUCGCAAUUUCACACAAUUUCUGAUAAACUAGUUAAAUUUGAGCAUUAGUAUGGUUUCCUUACGAAUCUACAAUAACGAUGGCGUCGGAUAGAUACAACCAGAACGUAAAGGGGCCGAAUUUAGGCGAGGACUUGCUGGGCUGUACAAUUUGUUAUGACAGACUGAAAUCUCCAAAGAUUUUGCAAUGUCUUCACACCUUCUGUGAGACAUGUCUGGAGCGUCAUUUCGGGGCCGUGAGCUGCCAGUUCAAGCCAGUUCCAACAUUUGUCUCGUGUCCAAAUUGUCGAGAGCUCACGUAUCUGCCAAAAGGGGGCAUUCCAGGUCUUCGUUAUGAUGUUGCGGUCGAGAAAACAUCGGUUCUUCUUGAGAAAAUCCAGACACUUCUUGAUGACGUUUAUAGAUUAAAGGGUGAUGAGGAUGACGUUAAUGGUGUAUAUAAUGCUGUUUUUGCUGCUGAAUUUGCGAAAGAAGAACACGCACAUCUCCUACAUCUGCUCGAGGUUCUCGUCUCCAAAAUGGCGGAGAGUCAAACGAAAAUGUCCCAGCUUGUUAUGACUGAGAAAGUCAUGCGGAAGGAGUUGGCAGACAUGAUGAGCGCGCCGGAGACGCCAGCGCAUUCUACAAACUCGGCAACGCCGCAACAAACUCCGGUAAAACAAAAUGCAUCCAAAGACCGCGAAAUGAAAUUAGACGAGAAAUACCAUCCAGUAUUUGCGCGCCUAAGCUCGGCUCAGGACAAACUUUAUUCUCGCUAUGCAAGUUUGAAGUGUUUACACAACGUGGCUGAGGCUGUCUUGUCGAAAUGUCCCGACGAUCAGGUGAAGGCUGUUUGUGGCGAUUUAAUCUGUAUGAUUGAACGAGUCCUGAAGGAGGACGAGAAAAUACCCGCUGAUAUUGACGCUCUGGUUCUUGAAGCUGAUGCAGAGGGCGCUGCAAGUGCCCUUUUAGACUUCGGUUUGAAGACGGGUCCGAAAGAAGCGACUUUUGAGAAAGUGAAAGUCAAAUUGUUGUGGCAGGUCGGGGCACGUGGUACUUCCAGUAGAAUGUUCCAGUGGCCAGUUCAUGCUGCGGUAGUCCAGGGCGACAGAAUCAUUGUCGCUGAUAAAAACAACAGUCGAUUACAAGUGUUCGAUAUGGAAGGGAAUUACUUCACGUCUUUCGGACAAAAUAUGGUGAAACCGAAACGCAUCGCUGUUAAUUCUGACGGUGUUGUCUACGUUAGCGACGAACUUUCUGAAUGCGUGAAAAUGUUCAAUGAGCAUGGCUGUCUUGUUUCGCGAUGGGGUGAAUCGCUGUUCAAAAAUCCUGCCGGUAUUGCCAUCAAUAGUGAGGGCAAUAUUGUCAUGAGUGAUGCCGAGCGCUGUUUUAUCAGCAUCCAUACCCCAAGUGGAAUACUACUCACUAAGUUCACGUCGCGUAUGCUGGAGGAUACGACAGUCCCGAAUCCUUAUUUUCUGACGGUCAAUGCUGACGAUAACAUUAUCGUAUCGGAUUCCUACAACUCGUGUGUGAAAGUUUUCUCGAAGACUGGCCAGCCGAUGUAUAGGUUUGGCAAAGGACGCUUGAAAUGCCCGCGCGGUAUUGCCGUGGACCAGAACGGGAACAUCUUAGUCGUUGACAGUGACAAUCAUCGCGUGCUCAUGUUCGAUCCUUUCGGUAAAUAUCUUUGUGAGAUUUUAACACGUCUGGAUGGGUUGUGCUACCCGAUGGGUCUUACACUGAGCAAGGAUGACAAGCUGCUGAUCACCCAGUGCGGUUUUUACGGCGGCCAUGAGCUGCGUGUGUACCAAUUGCAAACGGAAGACGACAGUGAAAAGUUUUGCUAGAUCAGCUUCAUUUUAUAGUCAUCAUCAUCAUCAUCAUCAUCAUCAUCAUCAUCAUCAUCAUGGUUAAUAAUCAAACAUUUGAUACUUUCUGCUCGACUCCUACACAGCGGCAUUAUGUGACGGACAACGCAGUUGGCCAUUUUCGAUCGGCUUGACCAUAUGUGCGUGAAGAUAACAAAAUUUUGGAUCUGCUUGAUCACAUGUGCGUAAGGGGGGGUUGACUUGUCCAUUUUGCUUUUGACGGGGUGGAGACAAUACCGCCAUGUGUGAAAUCAUUAUUUCAUUUUUUUCUCAUGAUUUUGUGAUUCUUUUCAUGCACAUAGUUUUAUGCAAAAAAUAAUUCAUUGACAUAUUUUUCCAACAGCAACUGAUAAAAAGCAUGAACCAAGUCCCUCAUACAAGUAGAUAUAGGUCCGAAGCCACUACAACACAUAUUAACAUAUAAGGUGCAGGAUAUACUCUGUUUCCUCACGUAUACUGUCUCCCUAUACCGCUAAUACAAAAUAACAGUGUCCAUACAUUGGGUGGGGUAUGCAAUAGGGUUCACCACCUGUGGGGCGGUCUUUCUUUGCCCACGUGAUGAAUGGGCAUUGUCCAUUUGCUCCGCCUCGGUCACGCCAUGAAUAAAGCCGAAACACGAUUGUCUGGUUAUACACGUACAAUCCAUUCAAUUCAUUUAAAAUCCCAUCCACCAAUAGUAGUGGACUGCAAGUAGUGGUUGUCUCUGGUCAUAGGUAGGUCUGUGUCACAAUCUGAGCCAAUCAGUCCAAUCCAAUAGGCCUAACCUUUGUCUAGGUAUGCGAUGUAUUCAUCCCUUCGGGCCUCGUAAAUAUGGCGCCCAGAGAUGAUGUACGUGAGGAAACAGAGUAUUUUGGUUCAUAUUAAUCGUAUUACAUGUAGAACAAUAUACUAUUACAUACAUGUACAAUGUACAUGACGUAUACCAGAUGUAUAGACCAGAUAUGUAUGCAUGAUUGUCCGUAUGUGACCAAGAAUAACGAAAAGUCAAUAUUUCAUACUUUCGUUUUAUAUCCUACCCCCUUGAUUAGAUCUUCAGUUUUAUAUUCUUAAUUACCUUGGUUGCUGCAUAGCAUUGUUUACAGAGUAUAAUUAAUAGUAUAAAGCACUGUGCCUCAUUUUUGUGGCAGCGGUUAUGGUAACCAUGAUAAGUGCUUGGGUCAGCGAAAAAAUAUGGAAGUAGUCAAAAAGCAGUAAAAAUCACAUGGUUAUUUCUGAGAUAUUUUGUAAUAGAAAUUGAUACCCAGGAACCUCACUGUUGCUAAUGGUUGUCACACCAAGCCUUUAUUGUGAUGUUUGGCCUAUUUUAUAUGUCCCAAGUGUGACAUCUCCAUUGUGGUGCGAUUGCAUCACGUUAGUUUGUACUAUUCGAAACAUUUCAUUUCUAAAACUAAGGCAUAGUCCUCCGGGGGUUAAUGCGGGACAGUAUUGAUAUUCAAUAUCUUAUCAUUGAACAUUGGCGGUAAAUUUACUGCGCACCACAUUAUUGAUUGAUGUCACAGUUCUCCAAUGACUCAAAUUUCCUUAGUCUAGUUGGUGAAGACCAACCAGUAGGUUUUGUAGGGGUUAAAAAAUUUUCAUCAACUAAAUGGCUUGGUGAUAAGGAAUCCUUAAUAAAAAAACCACCAGAGUCUCAAAGAUAAUAGUCCAAUGUUAUUUUGGAAUGGUGAUGGUCAGGUCUGAUGGUGACAUAAAAUCUGGCCCAGUAGGCCUAAAAAUGGACAGCGACAGUGUACAUGUACAUUGUAUUCCCGUUUUAUGAUAUCGGACUAAGUCAGUGAUACUGUUUACAUGUAAAUGUAGGGUACGUGUAUAUAUUUCUCCAUUGUGGAGACCAACCUCGGCCCCUGUGCCAAGGGGAAAUUGUUUUUGUUCCCUGCAGACUUGAUGUUGAUUGCUAAAAUGUUGAUUUGUAAAAUAAUCUUUUUGGCAUUUACCAGUAUGCAGCAACUUGAUGUGUUCCAGAUCAUAAAAAAGACUCGUACUUGCUUCAGUGCAUACUGUUCUUUGUGGCUUCAUAGUAUUGUAGUCUGAAGUAAAACCUCUCUAUCAAGGACACCCUUUAGCUUGGGACUGGAAAUGACCAACUCGGGACCAAAUGCGAUAUCCCUAAUAGAGAGGUGUCCUCAGUAGAGAGGUGCCUGCUAAGGGAGGGUCCACUAUACACAGUACAUGUAUAUGUAGUAAGAGAAUUGGAAUUUUAUAAAAUUUUUGAAAAAGUUACCCUUUCCAAGAUUUGGGAUGAUGGGAAGAUACUUGGGAUUCUCGCUGGAUUUUUGCAUAAGAUAAUGCAAAUAUGUUUGUAGCUGUCUUGUAUUUACAUUCUGUUGGACAUGAAUAAUGUAUACAUUUGUAUAAGCGG
Molecule: messenger RNA, 4249 nt
Organism: Lineus longissimus
Lineage: Eukaryota; Metazoa; Nemertea; Pilidiophora; Heteronemertea; Lineidae
Product: tripartite motif-containing protein 2-like
Exons: 1
Coding region: 121-1869 (582 amino acids)
Biological process (GO): protein polyubiquitination; proteasome-mediated ubiquitin-dependent protein catabolic process
Molecular function (GO): protein binding; ubiquitin protein ligase activity
Source: RefSeq, a predicted model, not a curated record